Molecule: messenger RNA, 945 nt
Organism: Serendipita indica DSM 11827
Lineage: Eukaryota; Fungi; Basidiomycota; Agaricomycetes; Sebacinales; Serendipitaceae
Source: the annotation of a GenBank genome assembly
AUGGAUCCGUUGGAGGCUGCACUCGGCUCAUCUUUCACUGCACCAAAUGUUCCAGUAGCAGUUCCGAGAGAAUCCACGGCCAACCCGACCGAGCAACCUGCGGAAACCAAGAGUCAUGCGCCGACGCGGUCUAUCGAUUUGGAAGCAGAAAAGCUAGCAGCGGCGGAUGAUUCGUGGAAGGGAGAAUACGAUGAACGUCUGAAUAGCUGGAGAGCGGAAAAUGCCGAGCGACGAGCGCAGAGCGAGAAGACGCGCGAGGAGUGGGAGCAGCGACGGAGUAGCAAAGAGUAUGUGGAGAGCUAUACGGCUCCGAAUACGACUGGCUCGAGCAUGGCGAGCAGUUAUGUCGACGCGAGAGACUUGGUGUCGGGAGAGCAUCAGGGUGGUCACGGCAUUGAUGCAUUGAACCAGGUACUCGCACCGUCGGCCAAGAGUCAGCAACCAAAACGAAGCGCUGCCUCUGGAUCUGGAGAAGACGAUUCGAGAGGUUGGGAGAAAGUUGCUCCUGAAUCUCUUACGUCCUCGUAUCCGUCCAUCAGCUUUCCUCCGCUCGACAGCUCCGGAGCCCCCGCGCCAUCGUCGGGCGGGCAACACCAAUCUACUUCGCAAACCCAAGCAAGAGGAGCAAAGACGCCAUCAGGUGCUCCAUUUACGCUUCCUCCAGUUGCGCCACCGUCGGUCACGCUCUCCAUUUUCGACAGCACGCUCUCCAAGCGAGCACGAUUCCUUGCACUUGCCUCUAGCCUUGCGAUCAAUCUCCUGCUUCCGUUUAUCAAUGGUGUUAUGCUAGGCUUUGGAGAGAUCGCGGCCAAGAGCUUGUUUGGCUGGAGCGGAUGGCGCGACGUCGCGAGCGGGCUUGGACUUCGGAGUGCGGGUAGUCGAAAGGAAUGCAAGCGACCUCCGACGCGAGGGAAGGAUACGCCGACCCUCUUGACGAUGCCAUGA